Molecule: messenger RNA, 1380 nt
Organism: Entrophospora sp. SA101
Lineage: Eukaryota; Fungi; Glomeromycota; Glomeromycetes; Entrophosporales; Entrophosporaceae
Source: the annotation of a GenBank genome assembly
AUGAGUAAAAGAACAGCAACCCAAAAUUCAUCUGAAGAAAUUUCAAAUUCACCAGCAACAAAAAAUAAUCAUGAAUUUAAGUUUUCGUUGGAUUCGUUGUCAGCAACAACAAAAACAACGCCAGCUUCGUGUCCAACGAAUCUACAUUUUGUUUCACAGAAUGAGCUUGGAAAACUUCUUAAACUUAAAACUGCCAAUAAUAAUAUCAAUAAUGUAACUUUCGAGAAUGCUACUACAUCUUUAGCUGAAAAUGAUUCAACACCACACCCGACAAUAACACAAUUACCCUCACAACCAUAUCUUCGUAAGAUUGCUAGACCUGUACCACCCUCAUUGAACACUAACAUCAAUCAAUUAAUAUUAGCAAAUGUUUCUGGAAUUAGUGAUAAUAAUUGCAAUAUCGGUUGUAAUAAUAAUCUUUCUAAUUCUUUAUUCGAUAGUCCUGAUGAUGCGGUUGUAUCAGGUCAUCGUCGUAGGGAUAGCAAUGUUUCAGCAAUGUCUGUUCAAUUAUAUGACAUAGGGUCAGGUCAUCGUCGUAGAGAUAGUAAUGUUUCAAAUAUAUCGAUGCAACUUGACACACCAACUCCAUCUAGUGGAACUGAAUCUGGUAAUGAAGAAGAAUCCAAGUUUGCCUUUUUCCCAUUUGUACAAAAAUUAUUUACAUCAACCUCAAGGCCAAAUACACCUACAACUCCUCCACCUUGCACCAUAAAGACAACCAAUUCUCCAUUUAUUACUACAAAUCCUCAUCAACGCAUAAGAAGAAUGAGUUUAGAUAGUUCUAACAGUGGAACACAUGUCUCGAGUGACCAGAAAACUGAUAAACAAUCGCCAAUACACCGCGCUGUUCGUUCUAGAAGAGCAUCACUUUUACCAAAAUCAAAAUCUUUUCAACGCGUUGUUAAUGAACUACAAGAAGAGGCCCGACCAAUUGAAACUGAAAUAAAGCAGGAAUACAAGACUACUAAAGUACUCAAAAAUGAGCACGAUGUUUCUAUGGAUCAUGCAAAAUUACCCGAGGAAUUUUUAGUAAAUUGGAUUAAAUUCCGAGAUAUUCAACCUUCUCCACCACCUUAUGCAUCUUCUAAAUUGAAUCCUGAAAUUGAUAUAUUAUUUCGUCAGGAUACACCUUCUCCUACAUCCUUGGCUGGACCAUGGUCUGUAUCUGGCCGCUCUAAACGAAAAGCUUCAGAUGAUAGAUUUGAACCAUAUUUUAAUCCUAAAAGACGUGCAGUAUCACCAAGUUUAGUUGGGUUAACAGCAAAGGGAAAUCUAAGAGGGAAUAGUAAUUUAGUGAAUAUACAUGAUGCCAAUGGAAGUUUUAGUCGAUUAAAUUUAAAUAAUACGUGGAAACUUGAUCGUAAAUUAUUAAUAGUCUGA